GUGUGAAGGCCGAUAGCCGAUACUGAUCAUCAACAUGUCCAACGACGGUCAACUACUAGGUGUCGCGCUCAUCAUCCGACAUGGUGAUCGCCAGGAGUUUUGGCAGAAUCCCGACACCUACAGCCCGACGGCUACCCAACUUACACCUUUAGGAAACCAACAAGAGUUCCAGCUAGGGAGCACGCUGCGUUCUCUCUACCUGAACGCUUCCUCGCCUUCCUACAUUGCUAACAUCAGCACGGACUUGUUUGAUCAAAACCAAAUUUAUGUUCGUGCAGACUUUGGCGGCGAAGACAUGGUCAUCUACGACUCGUGCGUUUCUGUGACGCAAGGAAUGUGGCCGGUUACGUCUUCGAACAACAUCACGAUUGCGAACGGAACGACGAUCGUAGCACCCUUGGGAGGGUACCAGUAUGUUCCUGUCGACGCAGUCGAUCCCGAUGAAGACGUAUCUCUGGAAGGUUUUGAUGACUGUAACACUUUCGAUGAUCAUACGACAGCGUUUUAUAACUCGACCGCUUUCCAACAAAAAGCUCAAGAAAGCGCUGACUUCCUGAAUGCUCUGAAACCUUACCUUGGUGGACGAUCUAACUCGCUGCAAAACAUGUGGAAUAUUUACGAUUACGUGAAUGUGCAAAGCGUACACAACUCUACUUUUGCCCAGGAACUUCCCUCCACAUUCGAGGCACAGGCCCGGGACCUGGCAAACUGGCACGAGUAUAAUGUAUUCAGUUCCUCCAACUUGGGUGGUAUUGGAAACAUCGCAGCCCAAGCUAUGCUCCCUACGAUUCUCGUCGAUUUGAGCGACAUUGCAAACUCUUCUAACCCGACUUUGCUCACGAUCACUGAGAUAUCCUACAAACCUUUCCUCUCCCUUUUCAAUAUGACGGGAGUCGCUGCUCAGAACCCUGAACUGGCUGGUUUGGUCAACUAUGCCGCCGCGGUGGCCCUCGAGGUCCGGCAAUCCUCAUCAGGGCAGCCUACGAUCCGGUUUAACUUCAAGAACGGAACUGAUGAAGACUUCGUAACCUACAACUUCCUCAACCAAAAUGGUGACGUGCCGAUGUCGACCUUCGUCGAUAACCUCGCGCCCUAUGCCGUGAACACCACCGCAGACUGGUGUUCGGUCUGCUCUAAUUCGCAAGACCGUGGAUGCGCAGCCCUGACCCUUGCAGAAGACCAAGGUCGUGCAUCGGCUCACACUCGCAUCAGCCCCGUCGGCGCUGGAUUCCUCGGCGCAGGCUUGACUGUCGCAGUUUCCCUACUGAUGCUGGGCGCUCUCGCUUUCUUCGGAUUCCUCUCGUUUGGUAAACGUCGCCACUCACGCAAAAUCCACAGCGACGACGAGCUCGAGCUUAGGAAGUAAAUGAUAUUAUGAUUCUUGAGUAAAAGAGAUCUAGCAUAGAUUGUGCGCUAAAAGUUGUAAUCAAAGCCCAUGGGCAUCCGUGUAGGUUAGUGCAUAUGCAAACAUUGAUGAUUCUCUGGUGUCUCAAGAUGUAUUGUCGAGAGUCGUACCUCGCUCGCAGUUAGUCGCUGUCAUCGUAAUCCUGGUUUUCAUGGAACAUAUCGCUGCUAUUACUAUCAUCCGAUUCUUCUUCAUCUGGAUAAUCAUUCCUGUAAUACUCCUCGGCGUUGGAAUCCUCAUCCGCUUCAUCAUCCGGCUCAGAUUCAUCAGUGUCACUAUCAUACAUGUCUGAUGCAACAGGAGGAAGCCCUGACCUAGAGAGGGAGUACGGUCAGAGAAGGCGAGAUCGCCGACCAUUGACCACCUACAGCGUCGCGACGUUUGCAACGCUAUUCCAUUCGCUGAGAGUGGCGGGUCGUCGGUAGAAGACGUCCCAAACAUAUUCGUCUUGUGCCCCUUUGCUUAUAGUAGGCCCAGGAGAUGAAGUUGUUGACCGAGACAUUAUACCGGGAGCGUCGAUCUCAUUGACUAAUCACGCAUAUUUGGCGUGCACAUUGUCAAUAAAUGGGGAAACACUCACGCCUGAGGUAAUCCUGGAGCAUCGGGAGGAACUUCUCCAUCUCGGGGUCUAAGGCAGGCUCAUUCAUUCCAGAAUUGUCGAGGAUAGCAUCGUACAUCUUGAGCCCAUCUUUGGGCGGGAGAUCCUUCGAGGAUAUAACCUUGGGCGGGCUAGUCAUAAACCUUGAAGACUUGGGUUUCUCUUGCUCAGCGAGCGGCCGUACCUUGUAACGUCUCGAGGGUGUAGGUAAUUGUUUCAGCGGAGGAUUCUGAGGAUCCUGCUGCGGUGAGACACGAGCAUUGUCGAGCUGCGACGUAGAUGUUUCUGGGGCAUUGCUAUAUAAUUGCGAGAGGCGAGACUGGAGAUCUUUCCGGAGUUGCUCAUCCCGCCAUGCGACCUCUUCCACCGUCUCGGCAAACUGGAAGACGUCGAGACCUUCACGCGUCUUCUUCCUCCUAGCCUUUGACUCGACGACUAGCGCAUCCAGUGGCUCGUC
Molecule: messenger RNA, 2460 nt
Organism: Coniophora puteana RWD-64-598 SS2
Lineage: Eukaryota; Fungi; Basidiomycota; Agaricomycetes; Boletales; Coniophoraceae
Product: phosphoglycerate mutase-like protein
Exons: 17
Coding region: 35-1366 (443 amino acids)
Biological process (GO): dephosphorylation
Molecular function (GO): phosphatase activity
Source: RefSeq, a predicted model, not a curated record